AUGGGAUGCACCGAAUGGGUGGAAAUGAAUCAGAAAAACAAACCACAGAGCAACGCAAUAGCAACAGGAAUCUUGGCCCUGCUCACUACUGGCAUGUUUUUGGCUGGAACUUUGUACAAUUCAAAAACUGAAUCUCUGAAAUGGACCCUCGAACAUUCCGAUUCAACAGUGCUGUUAACGCGGUUACUCUUUCACAUUGCGUCGGUCGUAGGCGCUCUUGCAACAUGGUUUCUGAUCCAGCGGUACGCCAAAAAACAAAUCAAUUUUGUGCUGAUGUCGUUUGUGAUCAUUGGUAGCAUAGUUUCGAUUGCAGCGCCAAAUCAUCUGAUUGCAGUUGCAUUUGCUCGCAGUUUGAUGGGUCUAGCCCACGGCAUGGCAUAUCUGGUGGUAUUGAUUCAUGGCGGAGAAAUACUUGUGAAGGAACUUCGUGGUGUCAUUAUGGCUGCGGUAAACUUUUGCAUCAUCUCUGGGAUAAUGAUUGGAGCUAUAAUGAGCUCAGUAAACGAAGCUUCUCUGGAACCCCAUCAGUUUAUGGGAAUAUUAGGUCUUUGUUACAUGGCGAUGGCAUUCUUUCUCAAUUUACUUGUCUGCUACGAAUCGCCAGUGUUCUUGAUGCAACGAAAUCUGAACGCGGAAGCGGAACGGAGCCUCAUGAAGCUUCGUAAUGAAUCUACAGCGACGUGGGAUAUCCGCAACGAAUUGACCGAAAUCAAAGCUAUGCUGUCAGAGGACGCAUCCACCACGGGGUCCAUUUUCCGGGAUGGUAACCUUCGACCUCUAGUAUUGGUCGGACUAGGUAAGAUCGCGUCAGUGCUAUCGUUUAACUGUGCAGUGAAUUCAGUCAAACUUAACGUCAUUGAUGAAGUGUUGAGUAUCAAGGAUGCCGACGUAAGCCUCUCUGUUACCAUUCUAACGUCGAUUCGGCUCGUUGUUGGCAUGUUCGGCAUGUUUACGGUGGAUCUAUACGGUCGACGAGCACUGCAGCUGGUAUCCACCGUAUCCACCGGGCUCGUCCUUUCGGCGAUGGGAAUUGCGUACUUAGCAACUGAUUCUAUAACACCAGAAGUAGGAAUGGGUGUUUUGCUGGCCAGUGAAGUAGGAGCUUCCAUCGGGCUUACCUUCGUUCCGGAUGUGCUCUGUUCGGAAGCCUUUAACACGAAAAAGAAGGCCCUCACAAUAACGGUUCUGCAUGUGCUUGAGAACGCACUUCACGUGAUCAUCUAUUCCAUCAUCUUCCAGUGGGAUUACUGGACGACGCAAGAAUAUUACGGUGGAACUCUUUUAGUGGCUGGUGCCCCGCUGCUUGCCAUUGCAUUCAUGCUUUAUCGGAAGCUUCCAGAAACGUCUAAGAUGUCGAUUCGACAAGCAAGGAUAGAAUUUUACAAACGCGAAGGUAUUGUGUUCGGUGGCAGCAAAAAUUCGGUUGAAGUGCUCUACGAUUGA
Anopheles nili is the source of this 1443-nucleotide messenger RNA. RefSeq names its product solute carrier family 2, facilitated glucose transporter member 5-like. The transcript is spliced from 3 exons. Gene Ontology annotation, cellular component: membrane. The coding region runs from base 1 to 1443 and encodes 480 amino acids. Gene Ontology annotation, molecular function: transmembrane transporter activity. Lineage: Eukaryota; Metazoa; Arthropoda; Insecta; Diptera; Culicidae. The record is from RefSeq and is a predicted model, not a curated record. Gene Ontology annotation, biological process: transmembrane transport.